ACUCGUCGUAGUUCAGUGUGUGAAAUAUGUGUGAUGGCUGUAACAGUGUAUCAUCUGAAAAGGCAUACGACAUCGGAAAAUACGUGAAAAAAGCGCUAAUUUACGGAUAAUUAACCAUGAACACUAUUGUUUAUACAAAGGCAAUGGCUGGAGUCAAUGCCGGCAUAAUGAGGCGUUGUUACUCCAGACGACGGUUGUACAUCGAUAAUCACAGCCUAGGACUUUUAUUUCCGUACACGAAAAUCCGUGAACCAUCAAGAGUAUCAAGCACAAAGCCAUCACUGCUGGGAUCAAAUAUUCAGGUGUACUCCCAGACUCGAAGUUUUCACUUUGCUCCAGCAUGGAUGGGCCAGGAGCCAUCGUCAAAAGUCGAGGAGACAGUGAAGAGUCUCAAAGAGGAAAAAGAAGAGAAGGAAAAAAUGACAGUUGCAGUGGCCAGCGAUGUCACAAAAACCCCUGACAAAGCUGUUGCCGAAAAGCGAACUCUCUGGCAAAAAAUAAAGGCAGAAAUGCUCCAUUAUUAUCAUGGCUUCAGGUUGCUGGGUCUGGACAUGAAAAUAUCCGCCAAACUCAUUUACAGAGUACUCAAGGGAAAGGAAUUGACAAGACGAGAGCAUCGAUUACUCGUUAAAACGACUGGUGACAUGUUUCGACUGAUUCCUUUCUCAGUUUUUAUCAUCGUCCCGUUCAUGGAGUUUCUCCUGCCAGUUGCCAUUAAAUUUUUCCCCGGAAUGUUGCCAUCGACCUUCCAGACAGCAACAGAAAAGGAGGACAAGCUCAAGCAGGCCUUGAAAGUGAAAAUAGAAAUGGCAAAGUUCCUCCAGAAGACGCUGGACGAGAUGGCUGUCCAGUCCCCUAAUCACAAAUCCGAAAAGGCAAAAGAGUUUUCAGAGUUUUUCUACAAACUUCGUUCGACAGGUGCCACAGCAUCCAACGAUGAAAUAAUGAAGUUCUCGAAGCUUUUUGAGGAUGAAAUCACCCUGGACUCUCUCUCGCGUCCCCAGCUGAUUGCCCUUUGUCGAGUUCUGGAUGUGCAGACACUGGGAACAACGAAUUUCCUGGGGUAUCUGCUGAGGAUGAGGCUCAGGAGUCUCGCAGCUGAUGACAGAUUAAUCGAGAAGGAAGGAGUGGAGACACUAACACGUGCUGAACUCCAGCAGGCAUGUCGUGCUCGAGGUAUGAGGGCCUAUGGAAUGCCGGAGAAUAAAUUGAGGGACCAGUUGUCCCAGUGGUUGGACCUCAGCAUUCACAAGAAAGUACCCCCUUCACUGCUGCUGCUGUCCAGGGCACUGAUGGUACCAGAGACAAUGCCAAUGUCUGAUAAACUCAAGGUGACUAUUUCAGCCCUACCUGACGAUGUUCUAGCGGCGACGAAGGGUGCUAUCGGGGAGAAAGAGGGCAAGGUCGAUCACAGAACGAAUAUUGAAAUUAUCAAGAUGGAGGAGCGCAAGAUCGAGGAGGAACGAAAGGAGAAGAAGGAGGCGAAGGAGCCAGAGCCGAUUGUUGCUGCGAGGGAAGACAAGAAGGAUGAAAUCACCACCAAGGACGUCAAAGUUCUGGAGCAAGCGCUUGACUCCAUUGGCAAAGACAAGAAGCUCGUUGUUGAGAAGGAGGAGCUCAAGGAGCUCAAGGAGGAAAUGGCGGAGUAUCAGGAGGAUAUCAAGGAGCUCGAUCAGAUGAAGGCUGAGGCACAAGGGGAAAUUGAAGAUAUCAAGGUCUCUAAGGGUGCCAAACGUCUGUUUAAGAAGGUCAAUAAGAUGAUAUUGAAGAUGGAUGAUGUACUGGAGGAGUUGGAGAAGAACGAGGCUCAGGUUAAGAAGAAGAUUGAGACACUGAAGCCUGAGGAGAAAGAGGGAUCAGAGGUUGUUGAGGAGCUGGUGAAGGUGGAUGAACUCAUAGCUGCUAUCAAACAAAUUCAGAGUGUACCGGAUGAAAAUAGGUUGUCCAGGAUUUCUGAGAUACUGGGGAAGAUCGACGAUGACAGGGACGGUGCAAUUAAAAUUGAAGAUGUCCUGAAGGUGAUUGAGUUAAUCGGUAAAGAGGACGUAAAACUUAACAAAAAGCAGUUGAACGAGCUGAUCGACCUCAUAGAUAAGGAAGAAGUCUUGGAAGUGGAGGAUCAGAUCUCCAAAGCGUUGAAAAAAGAAAGUAAAGACAAACUCCCCGAGGAAAUUCAUCCCGAAAAGACGUCUCCAGUACCUUCAACACCACCAACAAAAGCCGAUCAUCUACCGAGUGAAGAUCUGAAUGACGAUAAUGUUCCAAAGAUCUCUGUUAAAUCAAAGUCUGACGAAUUACGAGAUCCAGCGCCGGUGUUAAAGGAUCCCCUGGACCCUGAGCCAGUGCGAAGUACACCACUAGCCAGCGUACCACCUCCAAAGGCGAAAAAAACCGAAGGUUCCCAGCAGCUGUGAUUUCACCGAGUCCCAUUAUUGAAUUAAAAAUACCAACGUUUAGUCCAACAAUCUUUAUUAUUAUUUUUCUUCUCACCAGAAUGACAUCCACAAGGCAUUUGGCAUUGGAACUGGAGAUGAGCAAAUCAGGAAUAUAAACUGAAACCGUAAUACGAGAUUUAAUAGCUUCUGGAGCGAUCGUUGUGUUACAUUUAUUCCCGAAGAUGGUCAUGGUUGACUGCAAGCAGUGGAGGAUUCAUAGAUUAUCACGAAUAAUUAAUGAUGAUUAAUUGCGAAAGGGUAAUUAACACAUUUGAGCCACUUGCGUGUUCAGACACUGUGUGCCGCUAUCACAGGUGAAUUUUCAAUGUCAAUUUGCGUGUUGAAAACACCUGGACAUAGUAAAGAGAAGAGGAAGCAAUUUUUUUGUCAAAGUUUAGUGGGAAUAACGUGCUGGACACGAAUUAAACUGGAGUUAAUUUAUCAUUUUGCCUCUUUUGUUCUUCUCAACGAUAAAAAUUUCUUCUCGCUUCGUAUCAAAUCCUGGAUACCAUUCCUUCUAUUUAAAAAAUGGUGGAGAAGUGGUGAAUAAGAAUAGACAAGUUCUGAACAUGUUGGUAUUUUGAAAGACGUGUAAUAUUUACCCAGGUGAGGGGUUGAGGGGAUCUUUGCCAGUCCCUUUUACCCACGACAAUUUUGCAGGCUUCGAUGAAGUCUCAAUAUUUUUUCAAUCCUUUUAUUAUGGCUAUUAUUAUUGUAAUUUUUUUAAAAUUAGUUCUGGGGACACUCGAGAGUCAGGGGGCAAGGAAUUUGGGACUUCUCUGGGUCUACCACUUACGCUCCAGGGUCAAGUCCAUUUUCUGUGGCAUUUUUGCGACGAAAUGUUCUUUUUAAUGAUUAAUUCAAUUUGUACCAUUUACGGGGGAAGUAUGGAAUGAGAGAAUUACAUGAAAAUAAUUAAAACAAUGUUUAUUAAUAAUUGUUUCGUGCAUUGUUGCGAGACACGCUGUACAAUUAUAUAAAUAAAAAUAAUAUAAAGUAA
This is a messenger RNA of Diachasmimorpha longicaudata, 3435 nucleotides long. RefSeq names its product Leucine zipper and EF-hand containing transmembrane protein 1 (gene Letm1). Gene Ontology annotation, biological process: intracellular monoatomic cation homeostasis. NCBI's taxonomy places the organism in Eukaryota, Metazoa, Arthropoda, Insecta, Hymenoptera, Braconidae. The record is from RefSeq and is a predicted model, not a curated record. Gene Ontology annotation, cellular component: mitochondrial inner membrane. The coding region runs from base 117 to 2414 and encodes 765 amino acids. Gene Ontology annotation, molecular function: calcium ion binding; ribosome binding. The transcript has 3 exons.